AUCUAUUAAGUUUAUUUCUUAUUGAAGGCCUACCUAAAUUGUAGUAAUGUGGGACGAUCUCUUUCGGGCUGCAGCCGGCGAGGACGACAUCGCUGAACCGAUGGUUCCGACGAGAUUGGAAGCGCAACGGAAUCCAAGAAAGCACGAGGCAUCCACUAGCGCGGAACGAAAUCCCAAGAGAAAGAAGAAAAGAGCGAGGCACAGGAAUCGUGGGAAAUCUUCGCAAUCGGCCCUGGAACGAGUACUCGAGUCGCGGACCGACCCGAUUGGUGAGCAGAUUUGGUCCAGACUUCCUGCCUGGUUGGUGCCAGGUUCUUCCUUGCGCGGUUCUGCAUAUUGUGGUCAAUGGGAUCAAGAAGCCGAUUGUUCGCUGGAUGCCAAAUGUAAAAAAUGUAAGGAGACCCUGCUGCAUCAUUCUGUUGAACUUUCGUCUUCGACAGAGCAAACUAGUGCCGGGGAGGUACUAACAGCAUUCUCGUUGGUGCGAGAUAUCAGGUGCUGUUGCUCCUGUAUUCUGAACGAAUCCUACGGAUGUAACGACCAAAACAAGUGCAUAAAAUCUGAGCUCGAUGUGUUUGCUAUUACUGCAUUGAAGAAAUCGGAUCAUCUAGACAUUGUAGUGUCGUCUGUCCUUGAUCCAGGAGAAGCAGAUAUCCUGAUUGGAAAAAUUGACAACAUAAAAAAUGCCGCAAUAAAGUUGAGCAAAAAGAUGAAGCACUGGAACGUGGGGAGUCAGAUAAAGAAUAGCAAAUUCAAGCUGAGGGGCAUCUUUAAUGAAGUGAUAAAGCUGAUAAUCCAUUGCGACGCGGCUUACUUUCGUUUAUACUAUCUUCAAAAUUCKGGCAAUUUACCGAUCGAGAAAGAGGAAGUUUACAUACCCCACCCUCCCACAUAUUUUGGGUCGAAGAAUGUGGCUUGGAAUGUUUUUGACUCUACAACAGGUCUCGCAGACACAAUGAGGAAGAAAUAUGGCCAGAUCAGUGAUGAGAGAUGGGAUAUAUUGAUGCAAGAGUUGGGAAUAUCUCGAUCAUCACAGGAGCUAGAUCCGCUCUCGUUCAUGCACAAAAAUCGACUUUCAGAAUCUAUUUUUAUAUUCCACAAUUCGUCUUGGAUUCAUUCCAAAGAAACAAAACUGCACUACACGGAGUCAAUGAAACAAAGAUCGAAGUUUCUAGACCGAGAAAGUGCGUUUUAUUCAAUACACGAAACUCCGGCGCCUGACAUUGUAAAGGAAUGGAGAGAUUCGUGUCGCGAUCUACUGUGUAAUUUAUACGCUUACGCAACAAUUUCUCCGAGAAUGAUCUAUGAUACCAAGGGAGUUCUUCGGAAAGAGGCAUUCGCAUGUAAAAGCCUUAUAGAAAUGGGUGCUGGAACUGGCUAUAUUGCUAAUUUGUUUGUCAAAGCGGACUUUAGUGUAAAAGCAUUCGAUGUCGCACCCACCAAUGGAGAUAAUGUCCAGAACAGAAAUUCCGAUGUCUCUAACGAAUACCAUGGUUCAUCACCACCUUUUUGCCGCGUAGAAUACGCAGAUUCAAAGAGCCUUCGAUUGGAUACAAAAGAUACCGCACUCCUUUUGUCCUACCCGCCUCCAUUGUCGACUAUGGCCGAAGAUUCACUAAAAUCUUUUGUAAAACAGGGAGGGAGAAUAAUCAUCCAUGUUGGUGAGUUUUCUGGUCUGACAGGAUCAUCAAAAUUCGAAAGCUUCCUGGGCCGCCGAUUCGAUCUGAAGUAUCGAACACCAUGUUUGAACUGGGGUUCGGAUGCGGCGGAACUCACCAUCUGGAUAAAAUGCGACACCGAAAAGAAGUCGUUCCCGUCUUCUCUAGUGCGAUGCUCAUGGUGCAAGAAACCAAGUGCAACGGCGCGAUACAGAUUGUGUCGCCCGCUGUCGUACUGUCAAUAUUCUUGCUUCCGAGCCCACCAGGAGGAGAGGGGAGUGCAUUUUGCUUUUACCAUGAUUCCUGACGCUAUCAAUGCAAACGAUCUGACACCUCCGGGUGCAUUCGAGAGAAAACCUUAUUUUGAAUCGCUUCCGUGCAAAUGCGACUUCUAGAUAACUUUUGCAAGGGGGCAUUGGUGUGUAAUAAGCAUUUGGUUGGAAUCAGAAAAGUCGAAGACUACCGCGUGUCUGCCUCAUGAUAUUGCUUCAAGUCUGGGAAAGCCUACAUUAGUUUAUAGUAGUAUUCACCCUAUUGUACGGUCGGAGAAAUUAAAGUUUAUCGUUACAAACAAUGGUGAAUACCAUUGCGUGAGACUAGAAAGCCUUUUUCACCAUUCGGGUCUCCGCAUCAUACAUUCAUGCAGCUUUUUUACCUGGCGUAGUUUUGGAGAGGGUGUGAUGAUUCAUUAUUGAUGGUAAAAAUACUACGAAGCCAGUUAAUCGUAGUAGAGUAAAAACACCUAGAGCAACAAACACUCCGUUGAUACCCCAACUUUGCGGAAAGAAUUGUAAGCAUCCGAUAUACCCAAUCGACGCAACAAUAAGAACAGUUGAUGCUAGGGUAAACUUUCCGUCCCCUACCAUGAUUCCCUCGCCGACGCUGACCAUACCUUGAAUACCUUGAGUAACAACAACAACCAAGAUGGGGAAGAAUGCGGCUUCACGUACUUCGACCACGGGUGUUGACCUAAGAAUGAAUGGUAUGAGAGCCGCUUGGAUGCAACUGAUAGCUGUUCCUACCCCAAAUCCUCUUGUCAAUAAGCGUUUGAUCAAAGUUUUGACGAAGACUCUUCUCUCUUGUUCCUCACAUUUUGCAACAGAGCUUGGAUAGAGGGUUUGGGUAGACAUUCCCAAGGCCCAGAUAAGGACUCCUCCGGUGAAGAAAGUUUGCAUCGCUAAAGUAAAGGCAGCUGGAGCCACCCCAGUAUCGUCUAGCGACUGAAUCUUUCUCGCAACCAUUAGAUUUAUGAAUUGCAUGGCAAAACUUCUUGCCUGCAGAGGUGUUCCCUUCAGAAUUGGAGACAUCUCUUUCCAUGAUGGAAGUCUCAACAAUUUUUUCCCGGCAAAAAAACCCUUGCUCGCCAUUAGUUCCAUGUACAGUAUAGCAGCGAUGCUAUCACAAACAAACGCAGAAAUAGCUGAUCCUAAAAUUCCAAACUUGAACGUAUGAAUCAAUAGCGGGGUCAACA
Molecule: messenger RNA, 3129 nt
Organism: Pseudo-nitzschia multistriata
Lineage: Eukaryota; Bacillariophyta; Bacillariophyceae; Bacillariales; Bacillariaceae
Source: the annotation of a GenBank genome assembly